This is a messenger RNA of Ornithodoros turicata, 2294 nucleotides long. Its product is annotated as dual specificity protein phosphatase 3-like. The record is from RefSeq and is a predicted model, not a curated record. Gene Ontology annotation, molecular function: MAP kinase phosphatase activity; protein tyrosine/serine/threonine phosphatase activity. The transcript has 5 exons. Bases 87 to 803 code for a protein of 238 amino acids. Lineage: Eukaryota; Metazoa; Arthropoda; Arachnida; Ixodida; Argasidae. Gene Ontology annotation, cellular component: cytoplasm. Gene Ontology annotation, biological process: negative regulation of MAPK cascade; protein dephosphorylation.
CCCACUUGAGCACAUAAACUCACUGACUUUGGCCCAUCAGUCGAAAGACGGCUGCUUCUGCUCAGCUGUGAGAACCACAGGGUGUGAUGAGCACAGCCUACGAAAGGAACUACGGUUCCGUCAACCUGCCCGUACGAUCGCGGUUUCUCCCCACAAAGAACAACAGGCAUUCCCAAAGUGGUGUGUCCAGCUCCAUUCCGUUCAGCAGCCGUCACGACUGGAAGGCACCCCGUUUCAUGUCGUCUAUAAUGGCCAGGCCAGAGAAGAAGCUAUGUACCAUAGAAGAGAUGCUCAACAUCAUAACGGCACCUUCGAAUGGAUACUACGAGAUCCCCACAGACCCCUAUAAUGAAGUCUUUUCAAAUAUCUACAUAAGUGACGGGACGACGGCUAUGUGCACUGGUCUCCUCCGCCGUCUGGGCAUCACUCACGUACUCAACGCGGCCAUGGGCAGUGACAGAAGCUACUGUCUGAUAAACACAAACCCAGCCUUCUACAAGCCUUCGGGUAUUAAGUUCCACGGGGUGGAAGCUCUCGACCUCAUGAGCUUCAGGUUGGAUCCGUACUUCGAGGAAUGUGCAGAUUUUAUUGCUGAUGGCCUCGCCUCAGGAGGGAAAGUUCUGGUGCACUGUAGACAAGGCAUCAGUCGAUCGGCCACCCUAGUAUUGGCCUACCUGAUGAUCAAGCGUGGGAUGACAGCGCAAGAAGCCCUCAGGGUUGUCAGAGCGCGCAGAGAAAUAAUCCCCAAUGAUGGCUUCCUUCAGCAACUCUGCGAUCUCAACGAGAGACUUCAAUGCAUUUGAACCCACAUAUCGCACGUUAUAAUGAAGGUAUCCGGUGUGAGUACAAGUCUGUCCACUGUUGAAAUGUUUCGUACGAAAUAACCUGGAAACAAGUUGUUCUUCAGAACAUUUUGAAAUGGAGGGACAAACACAUUAGCUAUCCUUGCGUGUUGACUAAAAUCAAGUUGAAAUGCGCUGGGCCACCGGCGUCUGAAACAAGGGCUCGUGAGAGAACUGAUGUUCUGAGGCUGGAACAACAUAGAAGGGACAAUCACAUAUACAAGGCCUCAAGUUGCCUGAGAAAUUAACGAUGAAAGAUGAAAGUCACCGAAAAGGUAAGCCAAAUGUGGGUUCGAGUCCUACAGCUGGCUAACCUUUUCAGUGACUUUUAUCUUUCAUGGUCCUCGUGUCACGAUUGCCUCAUUUUACUAUGAUCACCUGGUGAGAUUCCAGUGAGUUAACAUAUAAAGGAGUAGUGGGGUGACUCCCCCCACCCAAUAUUACUUUUUAUAAUAUUUUUGCUGCGUCAUGUUCUGCAGCAAAUGAAAUGCAAAAGAACGAGGAGCACAAAUGACCCAGAGAGCACUCGAGAGAAGAGGACAUUGGAACGAGGGUACGAUAUGACGUAACAAGACCCCCGCGUGGCACGGGGAUUCCCCUAUGUCACGCGAGGAUAAUGUUCACGGCUGCUUUCUCCACCCGUUCUUGUAAAUUUCGUUGCGCAUGUAUAAUAGCCCGCAGAGCGAAAACAUCUUCACAAAUGAAACUGGGUUUUCGAGCCACGUUAAAUGUCACCUCAUUGCUCCUUUAAUCUAAAUGAGCCAAGUAUAGCUCAGUUAAAAUGCAUUUUGUUCGAGUAACAUUAUAAGUGAGGAUGCUCAUUUGUAUACACGGUAUAUACAGUUGUGUCUCACUUAUCCGUAACUCCGUUAACCUGAAAACUCAUUACUGGGAACAAACUCGCCAACAUUAUUUUUUUAUCCGGUAUUCCAGAAAGAGUGUCAUUCUGAUUUGCUUAUACAGAAAUGUAGCAACGGCCUCCAUCCCUGGCAUUUGCCGACGUUGGUACUGGCUACGGUUUGGCCCCCUUUUUGGUCAGAGGUCAGUCACUGGAGACUGGACUAGGCAGACAGUAGAGAUGGCUCCCAAGAAACACAACAUGUGGCUGAUUUCUACUGAGCAGCAAAACUCGAUAUGUGAGCUACCCAAACAAUCUGAAAGUAUUUCUAGCCGUCAAGCCUGGAUUAAAGGAGCACUAAGCCCACGAUUUACGAUAUUUUUAGAGAACAAGAAGGCACUUGAUUCCACAAGGUGGGUGGAUAAACGAGACACAACUAUAUACCUACGUAGUCAAGUUGGCUGUGAGACUACUCUGGAUGUAUUGUUUUAUAAAUAUUGGCACUGUAUAAAGAUCAACCACCCUUCAUGUAUCAUGUGCAAUUUAACCAUGUUACACAUUUUUCACUCCCAGGAUGUUGACUGUAAACCCAAAUAAAUUUGAGAUCAAACUUC